Messenger RNA from Acaromyces ingoldii, 393 nucleotides. RefSeq names its product putative vacuolar ATP synthase subunit G. The record is from RefSeq and is a predicted model, not a curated record. Gene Ontology annotation, cellular component: vacuolar proton-transporting V-type ATPase complex. Lineage: Eukaryota; Fungi; Basidiomycota; Exobasidiomycetes; Exobasidiales; Cryptobasidiaceae. The coding region runs from base 1 to 393 and encodes 130 amino acids. The transcript is spliced from 4 exons. Gene Ontology annotation, biological process: proton transmembrane transport. Gene Ontology annotation, molecular function: proton-transporting ATPase activity, rotational mechanism.
AUGGACGAGCCCACCACCGCCCCUGAUGCGCCCGCUGCCCAACAAUCUCAAGGAAUCCAGACGCUGCUCGAGGCUGAGAAGGAGGCUGCCAAGAUCGUCCAGAAGGCCCGGACCUACCGGACACAGAAGCUCAAGGACGCCCGGACAGAGGCGGCCAAGGACAUUGAGGAGCUGAAGAAGAAGACCGAGGCGGAUUUCCAGAAGUUUCAAAAGGAGCACGAGGGAAGCCAGAGCACGUCGCAGACAGCCGUCGACAAGGAGACGGAGGAGAAGCUAGAGACGAUCAACAAGGCGUUUGAGCAGAACCGAAGCAAGGUGGUCGAUAAGCUUCUGGAUCGCGUCACAGAAGUCAAGGCGGAACUGCACCGGAAUCUCAAGAAGGAGCAGGCUUGA